CCUUCCCGGUCUUUUAGUUAUUAUUAUUCUUUUUUUCUCUGACCCUUCUUUUCCUUGGAGUAUCAACUUGUCAAAGUUGCACAGUUCCGCGUUUCUAAUAAAUUUUGGAUGAGCCCAGUCAAAAAUUGAAGAGUAAAAUUUGAUACUUCCCCAAAAACGAUAUCUUUCCUUCCUGGCUGUCCAGCUGUGAUCUCGUUUGCUCUUUUCUCCACAUUACACACCUAGACCUAGAGUUCAUCCAAUCUGCUGUUUGGUUGCUGAGAAAGGAGGACAAGAGAAAGCUAAGAUUUUGGAUCUUCCCUGUUUGUUGAUUUGCUUCUGUGGAUUGCAGUUCAGCUGAACAAAGUCAUUUGAUCCUCAGCUGAGAGGUACAAGAUUGAACACAAGAGAGAUAGAGUAUUUUCUCCGCAACUGAGCUUAGCUGCAGUAAGCUUUGUCCUUUCAAGGAUUUGAUGAAAGGAAAAUCAAGAUGCAGACUUUUCGUUUCAUUCCUUUUCCUAUGUUUUCUCCGCAACCAAACAGAAGAUAAGUGAAGGGAGAAAAAUGACAUCUCAUUUAACCCUACAUUAUUCUGAAAUUUUUGUGGGUCCUAGCUCGAGUUAGGAUCAACCUCUCAUACGGGUAUACUGUUUAGAAGAAGGGAUCAUUUUUGGAUUAUUCUAAUGAGUUAGUUCAUUUAACUAUAAUAGUUUGGCAUGUUCUACAGGGGUGAGUUUGCUAUCCAUUUACUUGAUAUAGUAUGAACGGAAGCUACAGCAAUGCAAGUGCGAGUUCAAGCUCGAGUUUAAAUAGCAGCUCCCAUGACGCAGAGGAUGACCAAGCAAUUGCAACUAUGUUGGCAGAAGACGAAAAGCUCAAAAUUGAUCACAGGUUGGGGAAAAGGCUCUCCCACUUAGAUUCCAUUCCGCACACUCCUCGUGUUAAUGGGGAGAUAAUACCUGACGUGAAUGAUGCUACCCAAGACCAUGAGCGGCUGUUAGAAAGGUUGGCUACAUAUGAUUUAUCUGAACUGCAAAUUGAGGGUGAUGGAAAUUGCCAGUUUCGAGCAUUAGCAGAUCAGUUGUUUCGUAAUCCAGAUUACCACAAGCAUGUACGAAAACAGGUGGUAAAGCAGCUAAAGCAUCACAGAAAACUCUAUGAAGCUUAUGUCCCUAUGAAGUACAGACACUACCUGAAGAAGAUGAAGAAAGCCGGGGAGUGGGGAGAUCAUCUUACCCUUCAGGCAGCUGCAGAUCGAUUUGGAGCCAAAAUUUGUGUAAUCACCUCUUUUCGAGACGCUUGCUAUAUUGAGAUCCUUCCUAAAGACAGGAAUCCUACCCGAGGCAAGUUGGGCUUUUCAACACGUUCGAUGAGGUUUGGCUGAGCUUUUGGAGUGAAGUGCAUUAUAACUCAUUGUAUGCAAGUGCAGAUGUUCCGACAAGAAAUCCCAGAAAGAAGCAUUGGCUGUUCUAGAUCUAGGGUUAUUUCAAAUGGUCAUCAGUUUCGGAUAUAUACAAGUUAUAUAUUAGUAAGUAUACUAUGGUCAUGGGCAUUGUAACUUGGUGUAAAUUAACACGAAUUCCAAAUAUUUCUUUCAAAGUUUGUCUCUGUAUGCCCAAAAUUAGAAUUUAGAUAUCUGUAUAUAAAAGUUACAAAGGAUCCCCUAGCUUUUCAACGACAUUGUUACCACAGGAUUCUUGUAUAAAGAGCAUGAGCCAUGCAGAAAUUGGGUUCCUAUUUCAUUUGCAAGGUAUUGUUUC
Prunus persica (peach) is the source of this 1739-nucleotide messenger RNA. RefSeq names its product OTU domain-containing protein DDB_G0284757. The coding region runs from base 740 to 1363 and encodes 207 amino acids. The record is from RefSeq and is a predicted model, not a curated record. Lineage: Eukaryota; Viridiplantae; Streptophyta; Magnoliopsida; Rosales; Rosaceae. Gene Ontology annotation, molecular function: cysteine-type deubiquitinase activity. The transcript has 12 exons. Gene Ontology annotation, biological process: protein deubiquitination.